Molecule: messenger RNA, 5294 nt
Organism: Salvelinus fontinalis (brook trout)
Lineage: Eukaryota; Metazoa; Chordata; Actinopteri; Salmoniformes; Salmonidae
Product: bromo adjacent homology domain-containing 1 protein-like
Exons: 7
Coding region: 396-3041 (881 amino acids)
Molecular function (GO): chromatin binding
Source: RefSeq, a predicted model, not a curated record
CGUGAAGCAUGUUUGAUUCAUGCAGCAAGUUUGUGCAGAAAAGAAUCUCCGUCGCAGUUAGAGCAGAUUGAUAUUGCCACUGGUGUAGUUAAUUCUGACGUCCGUAUACUUCGAUAAUAAGUUAUCAUUGUGAAACUCGUGGCUCUUGGAACGAUAUUGUUCGUUGUCCCAGCGCAACAGCAGUCUCGCGAAUGCAGCGCAUGAAUAUCAUCUCUAGCAUGCCACUUCGGAAGUAGGUCACCGUUUUACCAUGUCUCAGCUCUAUUGGGUGCUCGUUAUAUUUCUCAAUUACACGUCGACACUGUUCGUCAUUUAUAAAAAGGUGUAAUUUGAAGUAAAGAGUGGACUCAAAUCGACCAUCUAUCGUGUCCUAAGGGUCUGUAUGAAGGGAUGUGAUGACCCAUGCACGACAGAAGGACUCUCUGAGCAGAUACCAUCCCGGUAACUCCUGGGAGCAGGUAGGGGGGGUGCCACAUGCUGAGGCCAUGGUGGGGGGAGCCCCGCCCGAUCGCCCAAAACUAAAAAGAGGGAGGCCCAAGAAGAUCAAGAGGGGCAGAGCGAAAGAGUGCAAGGAUCUGCGAGUGGUGGAGAAGGAGGAGGAGGAGAAGGACAGGAAGCUGUACCCUCUCAGGGCCAGGACACUGGAUCAAUGUGAGGGGGACACCCUCGACUGUCGCGUCCUUCUCACCCGUCUGGAGGUGAGUGGUGAUGAGGACAAGGCGAGCUGCUUGAAGUGUCGAAUAGAGACCAAAGAGGAAGGGAGCCAUAACCUGGUGUGUGGAAGGACCAAGCCCUGCAAGUCUAGACAAAAGACCUUCAAAGCUUAUCGGAAAUUGCCGGAAUUAAACAAACAAUCAAAAGUGUUAUGCACAUUACCUGUCGUGGAGCCUCGCAAACGGAGACUGGCCUCUCUGAAUGCGGAGGCUGUGAAUAGUCUGCUCUUAUAUAGAGAAUAUCCUCAAGCGACCAGACUCACAAAGAAGCUACAGUCCAAUGGGAAUCUGGCAAAAGAUGCAGUAAUUUUGGGACACAACACCCCAAGGGGUCCUAAAGUGGCAAAAUCAGACAUUUAUGUAACUGGAAGUUCUAAACAAAACAAAAAGUCUAUGAAGAUGGAGUCCAUGGAUCUGCUAAGUCUGUACGGUCCCACCCCCCGGCGUCAGGCCAGCCUCAACGCUGCUGCUUUGCUCAAGAUCACUAGCACCUCCUUCAAAGCCAAACACCGGGUGGCCAAGACCAACUGCAAGCAACUGAGUGCAGUACUGCGGACCAAACAGUCGCUGCACCCCAAGCUAAAGAAGCAACAGUAUCAUAAACUCCAACACGGGAAAUCCCAGACCCAUCCACAGCUGGUUCAGAGAUGCUGUAAUCUCUAUAAGAGGGAGUCAUUCCACCUCGAACCCCAGUGCGAGGGUAUUACAUGGGGGAACGGCUCCAUCAGAUCUGGCUUCCAGUGUCGAGCCUUGCUGGGCUACCCGAUGAAGUCUGUGAAGGAGGAACAGGUCAAGGAACAGGUCGAGACGCAGUUGACUCCUUCUUUCUACUGCUGCUCCCAAGAAAGGUCAGUGGAGUAUUGUCACCAACUGGCCCUGUUCCUCAACCAGAAGAGCUUCGGCGAAGACAAACUUGAGGAGCGUUUGCUCUCCAAUAGCUACCUCCCCUCUCCCCGUUCCCUGUCCCACCCACAUGCCCUAACCAUAAGCCCCCACCCUUACCCGUGUUUCUCGGGCUACUACGUCCACUUUUCUCACCAUGAAACCUCCUCUACCCUCAUGACCUCCGUGAGCUCCAUCCCCAUGCCCUACCCUCCCUCCUCUGUCGCCCCCAUCACGUUGUGCUCUGGUGAGGUUCAGAGCCCCAAGCUGCUGUCCCCGACAGGCUCUCAACCCUCAGGAAUCGUCCACCCGGUCUACUGCUAUGGAGAAUCCUGCCAAAUCAGUGGAUACGCAUAUAGAGCAGUACCGACCCUAGCCAGCAGGAGGUGCUGUUAUAACGCAGGCUGCUCCAGCUGCAGCCACAAGAUUAAGAUGGAAGACUACUCCUCGUCUCUGGAGGACCACAGCUCUUCCUCUGUCCCAGCCUCCCCCGCACCCCGGCCCCUCUCCGGCUUCCCCGCCAGCCCCAGCACUCCCCCAGCUGCCCAAUCAGUGGCCUGCUUUCAGACCUCUCUGUCAGACCCCAGCCAACUGCAGGUCCCGGUGCAGGUGGUCCGGGAGUACCCUCAGAGUGCCAAGCCACCCAGCGGCUCUCUGUCUGGGGUGAGCAGCGGCUCGUGGUCCGUCUGCCCCCACAUUCAAGACAAGCAGCAGCUGGGGCCCGUCGGCCUCGGAGCCUGCAGAGCUGCCAAGCAGCAGCUGGGGCCCGCCGGCCUCGGAGCCUGCAGAGCUGCCGAGCAGCAGCUGGGGCCCGCCGGCCUCGCACCCUGCAGAGAUGCCAAGCAGCAGAGGAUCACCCGUCGCCGGGCAACCAAUGGUUGGCUGCCCGUGGGCGUGCCUUUCGAGAGAGAGGUUUUCACUGUGGGGGAAGAGACAACAUUGUUGCGCAAAUGUUUUGAAGGGGUCAAGCGGGAUGGGGAGGUCAUUUGGGUUCGAGACACAGUCCUGCUGCGCUCUGGCCCCAGGAAGAAGUCUCUGCCCUACAUAGCCAAAAUCUCAGCCCUAUGGGAAGACUCAGAAUCCGGAGAGAUGAUGAUGAGUCUGUUUUGGUACUACCGCCCAGAACACACACAGGGAGGGCGCAAUCCCAGCACACACUGUGAGAAUGAGAUUUUUGCAUCUCGGCAUCAGGACCAGAACAGUGUGGCCUGCAUUGAAGACAAGUGCUACGUUUUGACGUUAGCACAGUACUGUAGAUUUUGUGCCUUCGUGAAAUGUCGCGGGGAGGGUCUCCCUGAAAGUGCCACCAGAAUGGUACCGCCUUGUGUUGAAUACGGCACCUCUGCCCACCGCUGUGUGCCCACGGACAUCGACCCCAACCUGGUGUUCGUCUGUCGCCACGUCUACGACUUCCGCUAUGGGCGCAUCCUGAGGAACCGGCAGUAGCGCUCAUGAGGACAGUGGUAGAAGGAAGGAUUUUAAACAGUGAAAGAAGAGGUUAAAAAGACACUAUUUUGUUCAUUCCUCAGAAUACAUCGAGUAAGUCUCGAUGUCUGGAAGUGUUUUUACUCAAUGUCUCUAUCUCUCUCUCUCUUGCAAAUCCUGUGGGUCACACUUGGUCAAUGAGGAAAUGUUUUUUAUCAUCCCAAGCACAAAUCCCCUUUUUUGUUUUUACUACUUUGCCAAAUUAUGAUUUUAUUUUUGCAUCAUCCCAUUCCUUGGCCUGUAUAUAUCUAUAUAUAUGUGGGUUAUAUGUAUAUGUGAGCUUAACACUUUUAUCUGUAAUGAUUUAGUCUUGAAUUUAAAGUUUAAUUGGCUUAAGUGCAUAGAGAAAUAUGUAUUUAUAUAUGGAGAACAUCUAAUUUAUUUUUUAAGUAAUUUAAGAGUGAAUUAUUUGGACUUUUCAAAGCGAGAAAUUGUCCAGGCGUUUGCCAACACUGACUCACUCUCUGCACUGUCUUAGAGGUAAAGUACCUGUGAAUCCCAAACCAGCCCCUCGCACCUAACAACUCACUCAGAGGUGCCCUCCGUUGUCACGUCCUCCGUUGUCACGUGCUGCUGAAGAAAUUCCUAGGGGGACUUCUAGAGUGGAGAGGUGAUCAAAUAAACCCAUUAACUUUGGUACACACCUGUGACUUGAAUCGUGCAAUUCAUGUUUACCAUUUAAAUAAUAAUUGAAAUAGUUAUAUGAGCAGGAAAUUCUAAUAAAAAAAUUCCCCUUGUCGUCUCAGAAGAUAUAAACCCCAGUAACAGUUAACAGAUUACAUUUAAUUUGCGAGGUAAUUUAUUUGGUAUUUGCUCAAAAUCAGACACAAAUGAAUGCAUAUUGCGCAAACUCCAAACAUUUCGUGCUGUGUGUUGGGAUAGCACUUCGCUCUGGAGCCGGCCGCCUUGCUGGCUAUCACUUUGAUCAUUUUAUCUCCCUCAGUUUUUGGACAUUUGUGCAUAUGGCGGAGGCGUGCAUGAAUGUGCAAAUGGAGGGCAGAAAGGAAGGGACUGGUUUUUUAGAUUCAGCACAUGUGACUCUUAACUGGAAGGGCCACCCCCAAGAUAAUGUUUUUUCCCCCUACUACCCUGCCUUGAAUUGACCAAUGAACAAGUGUUUGAACCCAACACCCACCCUGCCAUUACCCAGAACUUGCCUUACAACCCGCAGGUUCACAUUUGGGAUGCAAGCCCCAAUAUAUUCACAGUUCACACUGCACCAAAUGCCCCGCCUUCUGUCUAAACCAAAGGUUGUCAGUCAGUGGAGCUACAGUUCAGUACAAGCCACUCCUAAAUUCACUCAGGCCCUUCCCAUGUUACUUUGCACUAAUCCAUGUUCCAUUUUGAGAUUGACUGUGUCUUUAGGCUGAAACUGCAACUAAUUCGUCAUCAUGGAAGUCACACUGGGUAUUAAUCUACAUGUGUGUUUGCUUAGAUCAGAGGGAAUCAACGUUUGGUAUCACAAUUCCUGGGAAAGCUUCCUGUCUGAUCAACAUAAAUGCACACACACACACACAAGCCUGCUUCUGAGAUGUAUCUUGAUGUAGAGUUCACCGGCCAUAGAAAAAUCUCUUACACUCUCGAUUCCUUUAUGUCCAAUCAAGAUGUGACCGAUUUGUCUUACAUGGCCUGUUGUGCCUGCCUGUCUCAGGGGACUCAGUGUCCAAUGGGCUGCAGGUAGCCAAGCAGUUGAAGAGCGUCGGGCUACUAACCGAAAGAUUGUUGGUUCAAAUCCCCUAGCUGGCAAAAACUCUGCCGUUCUGCCCUUGAGCAAGGUAGUUAACCCCUAACAAUAUCUGCUUCCCGGGCGCCGAUGACGUCGAUUAAGGCAUCCCUUGUGGAAGACACAUUUCGGUUGAAUGCAUUCACUUGUGCAACUGAUUAGGUAUCCCCUUUCCAAGAAAAGUAGGACAACAUUGUUAUUUUAUGUAUUUUUUAAAUGCCAUUUUUUUCUGGUAAAUUCUGUUAAUUGAUAACAAAUGGAUUUACCAAAAAGGGAAUAGAAGGAGUGUAAAAUGUCACAUUCAACUCAUUCCCCGAUGUAGAAAACUCUGAAUUCCAAAUUUCUUAUGUGCAUAUGUUACAAGUUUUAGCAUGGAGUUUCUGGGAAUUCUUGGAAAGGAUAUUCAUAGCACAGAGUGAUUGUGUCAUUUAACAUGGACCUGUGUAAUAUAAAACAAUAUUUAAAUUGAAUAAAUAAUAUAUGAUUUGGAA